AUGGGCGGAGACGACAAUCUGGUGGGGGAGGAGUCUAACCACGACAAUGAAAUCUUCACAUCCAAGGACAACCUCAACCUGGAACCUGUCAAUGCCGCGCCCACACUCGACAACUUGGUGGAAGAGAUUCCGGCCACGCCCCCUCAGCCUGAAGAGGAGGAGGAGCUUGGAGAGCCCAUUGAGAUUGGAGAAACAAGCACCAAUGUUUCAGAGGGAGGCCUGGGUCUGGAGGCCUGGAAGAUCGGAGCCAUCUCCGCUGCAGUCUUCCUCGUACUGGAGACCAUCGUCAUAGUUGUCUACGUCCUCAAGUGUCGAAACAGAAGCAACAGUGCCCCCGCCCCAGAGCGAGCCUGUGAGGAGGCGUGCGUGGAGGCAGAGCCCGCCACAGGAGUCUGCGAAGACGACACACUUCUUGCCGGCAACGGGGACGCCCAACAGAUAGCAGCUCUCGACCCCUCGGAUCUGUCCCAGGUUGUAACUCAACAACAGGAUGUGGAGGAGGAGGAAGUAGGCAUGACAGACAUCCAGCUGAGCUCCAUAGAGCAGUCUGUGGAGCUGAGCCAGCCAGCCUCAGAGCAGGACCUGCGGACCUCGGUUCUCUAAGAGACGGCCUGCAGGCCCCCCAGCCCUC
Messenger RNA from Hypomesus transpacificus, 631 nucleotides. RefSeq lists its product as uncharacterized. Bases 1 to 603 code for a protein of 200 amino acids. The record is from RefSeq and is a predicted model, not a curated record. NCBI's taxonomy places the organism in Eukaryota, Metazoa, Chordata, Actinopteri, Osmeriformes, Osmeridae. The transcript is spliced from 4 exons.